GGGAAGUCUUUCAGUCGGUGCACACAUCGAACCGGAUGUUAUCCUUUUUUACACGCUCCUCUUGAGGUUUUGAGGACUUUAAAUAUAGAUUUUUACCGGAUAAAUUGUUGAUAUUACAGAGUAUGUCGCUGUCAUUGAUAAGGAGAGGAUUGGAGCUGCUGAACGAAGAUAUUAAAGAUGGUGGUAAAGGGAAGAAGAAAAAGAAGGAGCAGACCCCCAGCUCAGCUGCAGUGAUGGAGCUGGUGAGCACCAAGAGGCAGGGGGUCACCAAGCAGGUCAAGAGGCUGCAGGGUCGCCACGGGUCUGGAAAGAGUAAAGCCACAGUCAAAGACAAGAGGAUCAAAUCAGCAGUCGAGGAGUUCCGAAAGAAGCAGGGUCAGAGCCAGAUGAGUGCCAACCUGAAGUACUUUACAACAACCAGCAGCAAAGCAACAGAAUCUGAUACAUUAAAGAUUUUGAGCCACAAUUUAGGAAGGCAGUCAAGGAAUUGCACCGACAAACCCGUCAAAAAGGCCAAAGAGACCCAGUCUGUGUUCACGGAGGAGGAGUUCGAGGAGUUCCAGAAGGAAUACUUUGGCAGAACUGUUGAGAAGAGGAAAUGAUAGCUAACAUAAGAGCCGCUGCAGCCAGAGCAGGAGGACAGUGUCACGUGGAUUAUAUGGAUGACUCUGGAAGUCAUUCCCACUUCACCACACAGGAAAAUCGUUGUGUUUUGUAAAAGACAUACAGACUAUAGUUAAGGGUUCAUAUAAGGCCUACUGAGUAACUGUCACCUUUUUCUUAUACUCAACUUUGCAGAAAAUGUCUGUUGAACUAUUUUAUGCUUGUUUUCAUCUGGCCACAUUUUGGGGAAGUCAAAUGUUUAGAUUUAUGGUUGGAAUGUUGGAAAUAAUGUAUCUUUUCAGGGAAAAAUCCACUUUGUUGUAUGUGCUUUUGAAUAAACUGAAUGAUUGACUCAAAAGAUUAAAUUAACUUCAGUUUACCGCGUCAUACAGUUCAGAUUGACUUGUUGCGUCGCCAUGAUCCUUCUGCUCUUUUCAUACAAGCUCAAUGAAAAGCUAUUGUUGUAAAGCAUGGACAGAUGUUUCACAUUGUUUAAUCCAGCUGUUAUUAAAAGGGAUGUAAAAUUAAUACCAUGUAUCUUCCUGGAAUUUCACACAACUCAUGCUUUCUAGAAAUAAACCUUUGUCUGUACUUUGUAAAGAGUAUGGAAUGAUGCUUUUUGUAAUGAAUUGAAAGAUGACAGGUUUAACCAGCAGCCUUUCUGAAAAAUCACAUUUAAUCUCCACUAGUAUAAAACAUUCUGUCUCAUAGGACCUUUCGGAUGUUUUGAUUUUGUUUUUAAAUAAAUGUUGUGGAGGAUGAGAAAAGU
Nothobranchius furzeri (turquoise killifish) is the source of this 1372-nucleotide messenger RNA. RefSeq names its product ribosomal protein S19 binding protein 1 (gene rps19bp1). Gene Ontology annotation, cellular component: nucleolus. The record is from RefSeq and is a predicted model, not a curated record. Gene Ontology annotation, molecular function: enzyme binding. NCBI's taxonomy places the organism in Eukaryota, Metazoa, Chordata, Actinopteri, Cyprinodontiformes, Nothobranchiidae.